Molecule: messenger RNA, 1959 nt
Organism: Exophiala bonariae
Lineage: Eukaryota; Fungi; Ascomycota; Eurotiomycetes; Chaetothyriales; Herpotrichiellaceae
Exons: 1
Coding region: 1-1959 (652 amino acids)
Biological process (GO): intracellular magnesium ion homeostasis; magnesium ion transmembrane transport
Cellular component (GO): plasma membrane
Molecular function (GO): magnesium ion transmembrane transporter activity
Source: RefSeq, a predicted model, not a curated record
AUGUCAUACUCUGGCUCCAACCACUCGGACAACAUGAACACUAGAUUCAGCACUCCAGCGCCCGAGCUGGACGACCAUCGGCGCAGGGUCGUCCCAAAUCCACAUCAACAUCUCGUCGUGCCUUCUGUUGCGAUUGAGCAGCCAACCCCGGUGCCAAGUGGUAUCGAUGCGAAGGACCUUCAAGAGAUCGAUGCCAGUCUAUUGCAUAGUCUGGAACAGAACCCAAUCGCUCGUGACUUUGAGCAGGCAAUUUUAGAUGAUGAUGCCAGCGCAGACGAGGAGGGCCAGCCAGGUAGUGCCAGGAAACUCUCCAACCAGAAACGCAGGGCCACAGACAGAGAAGGUCGCCCGCGCGCCCCACGACAGGAUCGUUCCAGAGAUACUUCUUCCUCUCGUUCGACGUCCCCCGCCAACUCUAUCAAGGCAUUCGCCGAGCCACGUCGGCGACAGCGUGCAAAUACUGCGGAGAGCCACGCAUCAUCUUUCAUUGAAAAUAUCAUCCGGCGAACAAACUCUAUUGGCACAAGCCAACGACGGCCAACCUUGACCAACAACAGUGUGCCACCCGCACUUACCGCACGGACUGAUCGUGAUGUCAACGACGACGUCUUCUUUCCAACCGAUGAAGAACCGGGCAAGACAUACAAAAUAGAUUUUGAAGAAUUGGAGGAAUAUGUUGUGUUAUGCGCUCAGGGCCAGAUCAAUGACAAUAUCCCCAAUCAGACGACUUCCGGCCAUACCGUGUUCGAAGACCUUCGUAAACCUGGUCAUCGAGGCAGUGUUACAAACGUGGCUUUGAAUGGCGAGGCUUUCUAUGAACAUCCACAGAAUUGUUACGACACAAGCACAACGCAAACUGAGUCGGAUGAAAAGGUUGCUGUGCAACACAAAACUAUCCCUGACAAACCCGUCGAACGAUUCUUCUUGUUUUCUUCCGAGUACCUUCCUGGGAGGAGUGCGACCAAGCUGGGUGACUUUGUGGCUGAUGGGACUACUUUUCGCGAUCUUUUUGAUCUUGGUCCAGAUGGCGCCGGGGUUUGGUGGCUUGAUGUCCAGAAUCCCACCAAAUCUGAGCUUGAAGUCAUUGCGAAGGCCUUCAAGAUUCAUCGCCUCACUCGUGAAGAUAUCGAAACUCAAGAAGCCCGAGAGAAAGUCGAACUCUUUUCCCAGUAUUACUUCGUCUGUUUCCGCACGUUCAAUCCUAACGCUAAGAGCGAGGAUUUCCUCGAUCCUGUACAUGUGUACAUUGUUGUCUGUGGCGAUGGCGUUCUGAGCUUCAGCUAUGAUGAGAACCCGCAUGCCCGCAAUGUCCGCCGGCGUAUUACAAAUCAGGGCGACUUCUUGUCCAUCGGACCUGACUAUAUCUGCUAUGCGAUGAUCGAUGACAUUGUUGAUUCCUUUGCGCCUAUCAUUCGUCAUGCAGAACAGGAGUCUGAAGAGAUUGAGGACCAGGUGUUCGUUGCUCGCGAAGAUGACUAUUCUGCUCUACUUCGACAAAUCGGCGAGUGCCGCAAGCGUGUGCUUAACAUGAUGCGGUUGCUCGGUGGCAAGGCCGAUGUCAUCAAGGGUUUUGCAAAGCGAUGCACCGAUCAAUAUCAAAUCACCCCCCGUGGAGACAUUGGGUUGUAUCUUGGUGAUAUCCAGGACCACGUGGUGACAAUGAUGUCCAACUUGGGUCACGUCGAGAAGAUGCUCUCGAGGUCGCAUGCCAAUUACUUGGCGCAUUUGAAUGUGGACAGUCUCCUCAAAGGCAACUCUACCAACAAGACUCUGGCCAGAAUUACUGUUCUAGCAACCAUGCUGGUUCCCCUAAACUUGAUCACUGGUCUUUUUGGGAUGAAUGUUCACGUUCCAGGAGAAGGAGGAAGUGACCUCAAAUGGUUCUUCGGCAUUGUGGGUAUGAUCCUUGCCUUUGUCACCAUUGCUUUGAUCGUUGCCAAAAGACUGAAGGCCAUCUGA